Molecule: messenger RNA, 4967 nt
Organism: Psammomys obesus (fat sand rat)
Lineage: Eukaryota; Metazoa; Chordata; Mammalia; Rodentia; Muridae
Gene: Eda
Product: ectodysplasin A
Exons: 8
Coding region: 160-1335 (391 amino acids)
Biological process (GO): animal organ development; immune response
Cellular component (GO): membrane
Molecular function (GO): death receptor binding; death receptor agonist activity; tumor necrosis factor receptor binding
Source: RefSeq, a predicted model, not a curated record
GCUGCUCCCUGUUCUGUCCCGCCCAGCCACCGUCGCUCAGGAACGGGUCCCUGCAGCCCCCAGCCGAUGGCAGGACAGUAGCCGCCUGUCAGGGGUCUUGAAAGACUGAGGCAGAGGCAGAGGCUCCCGGGCCUCAGACAGUGGUUGUCUCUGGAGGCCAUGGGCUACCCUGAGGUAGAGCGCAGGGAACCCCUGCCCGAGGCAGCGCCAAGGGAGCGGGGCAGCCAGGGCUGCGGCUGUCGCGGGGCCCCUGUUCGGGCGGGCGAAGGGAACAGCUGCCGGCUCUUCCUGGGUUUCUUUGGCCUCUCGCUGGCCCUCCACCUGCUGACGCUCUGCUGCUACCUAGAGUUGCGGUCCGAAUUGCGGCGGGAACGGGGAACAGAGUCCCGCCUUGGCGGCCCGGGUGCUCCUGGCACCUCUGGCACCCUAAGCAGCCCUGGUAGCCUCGACCCUGUCGGUCCCAUCACCCGCCACCUCGGGCAGCCGUCCUUCCAACAGCAGCCUUUGGAACUGGGAGAAGAUCCACUCCCCCCUGACUCCCAGGACCGGCACCAGAUGACCCUCCUGAAUUUCUUCUUUCCUGAUGAAAAGACAUAUUCUGAAGAAGAAAGUAGGCGUGUUCGCCGCAAUAAAAGAAGCAAAAGUGGUGAAGGACCAGAUGGUCCUGUUAAAAACAAGAAAAAAGGAAAGAAAGCAGGGCCACCUGGGCCCAAUGGCCCCCCGGGGCCUCCAGGACCUCCAGGACCUCAGGGACCCCCAGGGAUCCCAGGAAUUCCUGGGAUCCCAGGAACAACUGUUAUGGGACCACCUGGCCCUCCUGGCCCUCCUGGUCCUCAAGGACCCCCUGGCCUCCAAGGACCUUCUGGUGCUGCUGAUAAAACUGGAACUAGAGAAAACCAGCCAGCUGUGGUGCAUCUGCAGGGCCAAGGAUCAGCAAUUCAAGUCAAGAAUGAUCUUUCAGGUGGAGUGCUUAAUGACUGGUCUCGCAUCACUAUGAACCCCAAGGUGUUUAAGCUACAUCCCCGCAGUGGGGAGCUGGAGGUACUGGUGGACGGCACCUACUUCAUCUAUAGUCAGGUAGAAGUGUACUACAUCAACUUCACGGACUUUGCCAGCUACGAGGUGGUGGUGGAUGAGAAGCCCUUCCUGCAGUGCACCCGCAGCAUUGAGACAGGAAAGACCAACUACAACACUUGUUACACUGCAGGCGUGUGCCUCCUCAAGGCCAGGCAGAAAAUUGCCGUGAAGAUGGUACAUGCUGACAUCUCUAUCAAUAUGAGCAAGCACACCACCUUCUUCGGGGCCAUAAGGCUAGGCGAAGCCCCUGCAUCCUAGAUUCUUCCAUUCCAUCCUGGCCCAUGCCCCUGCCCCAGGUUUGGGAGCCAGGACUCCCAGAACCUCUAAGUGCUGCUGUGGAAUGAGGUAUAUUGGCGUUGCAACCACAGAGAGAAAUGCCCCAGUGCUAUUUAUUCCCCCAGUGACUCCAGGAUGACAAGGCCUACGGGAUUUCCCAGAAGCAGAACCAUCUUAGGCUCCCUGAUGACUGGUUUAUGAUGACUCCUCAACCCCUAGGUCCCUCAUCAGAUUUAUCAUUUGUUGCACUAAACUGAUGAUCCAUGAUAGUAGGCUACAAAAAGCAAAGCAGAUACUAGGGUUGACCAUCUGACUCCACUGGGGGGGGGGGGGCUGUAGCUUCUCUCUUGUCUGAGAGUGGCAUUAGGUUGCAACUUUAGGAGAGGGUCAGGUCAGAACAAGGCAAGUGCUUGUGGCAGAGACCUGAGCAAUAACCUGUCAAGCAAACAUCCUUGGCAGAGGAGGCAUUCUUGCUGCAUUGCACUAUGACCUACAAGAGGCUCAAAGAAACGUCCCACUCAGGCCAAGAGGUAUACUGUGGUAACUUUCUGGACUCUAAAGCCAGGAACUUUGCUCUGCCUUGGAAUAAUUGCAGGAAUGGCCACAACCCUGCCUAUGAAAGAACCUGAAACUAUACUUGGGGCCAUGCAUGUCUCACUUUGUUUACAGCUAGCUAUGCUCCACUCUCAGAAAACUAUCUGGAGUCUUCCUUGCCUGUCACCUUCCCCAGACUAACUAAAAAUUCAGUCUUCUUUCUCUGCAGUGCCUACCUCUGUCUGAGACAGGUGCUUCAUGGUUUGUUUGUUUUGUUUUGUUUUGUUUUAAUUUCCUGGCACAAAGAAUUUUCCAUUGAUUGGAUGAUACAAUUAUUACUCAUCUAAUUCCAAUCAAUUUUUGUCUGGGAACAGAUGACUAAACUGGAUAACCUCCAAAUCUCCUUAGAAUUUGAAUAUAGGUGGCACUCAACAGUUACCUGACACAGUGGAUUCUAGGCUUCCCAAACCCUAGACUCCCCUGGAUACCAUCAAAGCAGAGCUUUUCUACCUUUCCCAGAAAUGGGGAGAAAUAGGGAUAAAACAGGGAGUUUUGUUCAUGUUUGUUGUAACACAAGUGAUCGUUAGAUCAGGUCUUACCUGAAAGAACAGCAGCUGAUGGCCCGCUAGCUAGAUCUUUCUUCAGAAGCAUAUUAUUGCCACUAUAGAGGUCUGUGCUCCUCCCAUAGAGACAGGCUCAAGAGAAACCAGCUGUCUGACUAUUAGGCAGAAAUCUGGCCCCUAGUUCAGAUCCGAAGGCACCUCCACCAAUUUUCCUGCAUGGUCAUAUGCUAGGAUUAGUCAUCAACCUUCUUUCCAAUUGGCUGGCUUCAGGGUUCCACGCACAACCCAAAGCUGGGAGUAUCAAUCUUGUACAGUCUGUUCCUCUUGCUCCUGAAAUGUAUUUCCUUUUGAGAAUAUGGGAACUGCAUCGCUGAAAUUCAUCAAGAACAACAUUACUAAUUUCUAAACUGUACCUCCAUUUCCAUUGUUGGGUACUUCAGGGGUCAGGGUAAGAUGAAGUAGGCCAAUGACAGCCUUACCACAGAAAAGCAUGUGAAGUUUAGCCAUGAAUAUGACCCUGAAGGCCCUGAGCAAUCAGCAGUGGUAACAGGAACUUGGAAACCCUCUCCUUAGUAUUUGAAGGUUACUUCCUUUUUUUUAUUACUUCCUUUAAAGAAGAAGGGACAGAGGAUAGAUAUCACAGUUACCAUUGUAUAGGUAAGGCUGAGGGAGAUAAAGUGUUCUGACUAAGAUUUCACCCAGUAUAAGUCACAGACUCUAGCCUUUAGUGAUGCCUGACUCCCAAGCUGGUCUCUUACCACAGCACUGUGUAGAAUUUGAGGUCCAGAAAAAAAAAAUAAAAGUGAUAAUAUGGAACUGACAUCAUUGGGAGCCCUGGGAGAAACAUAGCAAUGCCUAAUUUUCAUUACUUGAUGGUACUUCCCGUUCUCUUGGCUGCCAGGGACUCUGUGGAAGAAGACUUGGGGGUUUUCUUAGGAAACAGCCCAGCGAUCAACCUUAUGAGUUCUUGUCUUGAGAAGAAUCUUCCAGUUGAGCUCUGGGCCUCACAAACCUGGCAGCCUUCAUGAUCUUUCACCCAUCUGAUAAAAGCAGCAGCAGCUAUCACACAAGGAGCUUCUAGGUAGGACACAGUCUUCCAUUCCCAAAACUCGACACUAGUUCUCUGAGCCCGCUGUAGUCAAGUGUGACUCCUUCUCUCCUUCCAUAUUACAAAGACCUUGAUGUUCCCAGAGCCUCUCAAGAAUGGAGGGGAAACCUUAGAGGACCAUUCUUAAGCCAUAUGGCUGUGGGGAGAUAAAGAGGUGUCCUAACUGUGCCUCUGCAGGACAUGGCACCCCAUUGUGCAUGUGCAUGCACAUGGAGAUUAUAGGAGAGUUGGGCUUCUCACAAGCCUUUGUUCAUUCUGAACUCUCACAAGGAGCCCUAGACGAAGAGAGCUGGACAGCGUGAAAUAGUAGAGAGCAGGGAGGCCUGUUUCUCUUGGCAAAGUGGUAAAGCAUUUACUGAUAGAAGUCUAGUGAUAGUUAUUUAGAGUUUGGAAUUGUUAUGAUGUGAAGUUAACCCAAGGUUAGGAUAGAGAAUGGGAUAAGGACAUGUUUGGAUAAACAGAUGACAGGUUUAAGGAAAAUUGUGUGGCAGGAGCUUCUACCAGCUGCUUGAACUUCAGAAGCCAAGUUGGCACAAUAGGCAGCUGCUGGAUGUUAUUUGGCUGCUGGUUCCCUGGAAGAUGAAGCAGGGGAGAUGUUGCCCCUUUAUCCAUCCUGUGCCACAGUUCCGUAGCUUAGUAAGAAAAGGUUAAGGACCAUAGCCUUGACUACAGGAAGCAGACUGGCUCCCUAAGAGACAAACAAGGGCUAUGGUCCUCAUGGGAAUGCUUGCUUCUAUGCAUCAUCUAGUGGAUGCAAACAGAUUUAGAGGCAUUGUGGAUCUAGAAAGGCUUUUAGAAGAAAUGCAGCCCAACCUACUCAUGUGAAACUGAUGUCCAAACAGGGAAAGUGGCCCUCCUAGGACAGUGAACAGGCCCCCACCUCCAGACCCAUCGGUAGAAAGGGGAAGAGCAGCCUGUCCCAUGGGGCCUCCUCUUUCAUAUACCCACAGACUCAAGGCUAGAAGUGCUCAUCUCCCUUUAUGAGCCUGGCCUGGCAGGGAGUGAAGCUAUUCCCCAAGACAUUGGCGCAGCUCCUGCCUCUGGGCUGGAAGGCCCUAGACUGGCUCUGCACAAGACAGUUUUGAGGCCUCCCUGGUUUUGCCUGAGGUCCCAUCCUUGCCUGGGGCCUCCCUGGGCCAUGUGCACCACACAGCCUAAUAUGUUUUCUUAACCCAUUUCAGGGCUCUCUCCAGGAGAGGGUGACAUGUGUCAUUUCCUUAUUCCAAAAGGGUCUAGCUGAGAUGGGGGUAAGAGGAGAAUGGCCUGGAGCAGGCCCAAUGCUGCUUUGGGGGAUCAGCAUCCUGUGUGAGAUAUUGUGUAUAUAAACUAUAUAUAAUGUAUAUAAACAGGGAUGUAAGUUUGUGUAAAUUAACGGUUGAUUCUUUGCAAAUAAAGUGCUCCCAUCCCCA